Molecule: messenger RNA, 840 nt
Organism: Acanthosepion pharaonis
Lineage: Eukaryota; Metazoa; Mollusca; Cephalopoda; Sepiida; Sepiidae
Source: the annotation of a GenBank genome assembly
AUGAUAACACCUUGGGUCUUCUGCGGCCUUGAGAUACAUUUAUUUUCUCUUUCUUUCUUUAAUUUUCAUUCCUCGAUUACCAUUUCUUUCUUUCUUGUUCAUUCUAUCUUCAAAUUUCUUUCUUUGUUCUCUUUUAAUUUCUCACUUUUCGUUUCUUCCUUUCUCUCUUACUUUUUUCUUUCUUUCUUCAAUUUCCAUUGCUCACUCACCAUCUCUCUCUUUUUUCUUUCUUUAAUCCAUCUCUCUUCAGCAAUUCUUUCUUUUCAUUCCUCGUUUUAUAACUAUUUCUUUCUUUCAAUUUACCGUUUUCAUUUCUUUCUUUCUUUCUUUCUUUCUUUCUUUCUUUCUUUCUUUCUUUACAUUUUCAUUCUUCGCUUUACAAUUCUUUCUUUCUUUCUCUCACUUCCCCCCCACUCUCUUUUACAAUUCUUUCUGUCUUUCAUUUCUUCAUUCUUUCUUUCUUUUUACUUUCAUUCCUCGCUUUACAACUCUUUCUUUCUUUCUUCUAUUUCACUUCCUCACUUUUCUUUCUUUCUUUCUUUCUUUCUUUCUUUCUUUCUUUCUUCAAUUUCCAUUCCUCGCUUCCUAUCUAUUUUCUCUUUUUCCUUUCAAUUAACCGCUUUUCAUUUCUUUCUUUCUUCCUUCCUUUCAUCGAUUUUCAUUUACUGCUUUCUGUCACUUUCUUUCUUCCUACGAAUGAAAGAAAGAAAGAACCUGUUUUUUCUCUCUCUUUUUUUCCUUUCUUUCUUUCUUUCUUUCUUUCUUUCUUUCUUUCUUUCUUUCUUUCUUUCUUCGCUUUCUUUUACUCGCUUUCAAUUUUUCUUUCUUUCUUUCAACUAG